This is a messenger RNA of Exophiala bonariae, 1425 nucleotides long. RefSeq lists its product as uncharacterized. The transcript is spliced from 3 exons. Bases 1 to 1425 code for a protein of 474 amino acids. NCBI's taxonomy places the organism in Eukaryota, Fungi, Ascomycota, Eurotiomycetes, Chaetothyriales, Herpotrichiellaceae. The record is from RefSeq and is a predicted model, not a curated record.
AUGGAUUUCUCUACUUCUACUUCGAGGGUCGAGGAUCCCAACUCAAAUUAUGUCUUGACAUCAUCGUGCUCUGGAUCUCGUACACUGAAUUGUGUCAGCCCUGAUUUCGUGUCUUUCCACAACUACUCAGGUCCAUCGGGUGACGGGUUCUUCCUGUCCACUACCAGCUAUCCUCCCACCAGUUAUGCCACCACCAGUUCUGGCCCAAUGUUUCCUGUGUCGAUGAUGCCCACUGUGAGCAAUCUCGACUCAGCACCAUAUGAUGACUUCCUGGCAAGCACCAAUGUGUCGAUGAGCACUUCCACGGAGCCGAACUAUGUACCAGUGCCAUACUCAGUACCAAGUACUUCUUCACAAGACAUGAUAAACUCUUUUGUGGACAUGUCCAUGUGCGGUCCUCCUAUGCUGGGCAAUCCGUAUGGACCAGAGGCGAAUACCUGGGCUUCAUCCGGACGCCCACCAUCUCCACCCCCUGAGGAGUUCAUCCAGGAGUUCCUCCCCUUCUAUGCCGUUCCACAGGAUAUUCAGGAUGAAAUUUGCCCCGGUGACCAGGACCUUGCUGAGUAUGAGCUCAAUGACAUUACAAACACGUCGUCGUACAGCAUGAACAGUCGACACAUCGCACAACCCCGACCAAUAAGAUCAGCAUCGGAGCGCAGUGAUCUACUGGACGACACUAUGAGAUCCAUGGAAAACAGGAAUCCCAAAGAUGAUCAAGUCGACAAAGUGAAAGUCCGGAACCAUCCCUUGUAUACUGCCAAAGCCCACGAGGACGGAAAGUUCCAUUGCCCCAUGAAGUCGAGCUCUGGAUGCAACCACGAACCAACCGGACAAAGAUGCAUUUACAACAAAUAUUUGGAUUCCCACCUGAGGCCAUACCGUUGCAAGUUCACCGAUGCCGAGUGUGAGGAAGCCAGGUUUUCUUCCAAUGCUUGCUUGUUCCGCCACGAGAGAGAAGCCCAUGGACUACACAAUCACGGAGUGAAUCCCUUUGUUUGCAGAUUCGAGGACUGUGACCGAGCCCGACCCGGAAAUGGAUUCCCACGAAGAUGGAAUCUUCGUGACCACAUGAAGCGAGUUCAUGAAUUUGAUGAGGCCAAGAAUGACCCACAUACUGACUCGACCGAGUCCAACAAACGAAAAAAGGGACACGGUGGUCUCACCGCUACUGCAAUGAGAAGGUCGACAUCAUCUGCGCAUGCCAAAGAAAAGGCAAUGGUAGGAGCUGCAAUCUCCAAAUCCAAGUUUCCAAUCCGGUAUACCCAGGCUGGAUAUGGUACACCUCGAAUGGUGACAAAUUCCAUGGAUUACGCCACUUCAAGAUAUCCGUCGUUGAACGAUGUUCAAUUCUCGCCGACGGCCGCUAUUCCAAGAACCACUGGACAUGCGUUUUCAACUCCAUAUUCUGCGGCAUAUCCAGGGUGA